UGUCUAGCAAACAACAUUAUUGUGUGCUGUCUGCCCUCUUAUACCCCCCACAAGCUCCAGCCAUGCGACGUCGGGCCCUUCGCUCCUUUAAAGACGGCAUAUCGUGACCAGGUAGAGAGACUGAACCGUGGAGGUGUGGACAUGGUUAGCAAAGAGCACUUCACCUACCUGUACAGCCCAGCACAAGACAGGGACAUGAACAAGAGAAAUGUCCAAGCUGGAUAG
Molecule: messenger RNA, 225 nt
Organism: Didymella exigua CBS 183.55
Lineage: Eukaryota; Fungi; Ascomycota; Dothideomycetes; Pleosporales; Didymellaceae
Exons: 1
Molecular function (GO): nucleic acid binding
Source: RefSeq, a predicted model, not a curated record